Molecule: messenger RNA, 240 nt
Organism: Mesorhabditis belari
Lineage: Eukaryota; Metazoa; Nematoda; Chromadorea; Rhabditida; Rhabditidae
Source: the annotation of a GenBank genome assembly
AUGACUCCUUAUUCACCACCGCCAGCAUUGCCGAGAGUAUGGGAGCCCCUAUUGCAAGUAAUUCAAUCACAUCCACGAUACGAGGAGCCAUUCGUUCGCUGCAUCAAUGAACUUUUCUAUGGAGCUGGCCCAUUGCGGGUACACGAGCGACACUAUAUUGCACUUAUGUUGGAAGGACGGAGGAGGGAUGGGGGUGCAGUGGCAAUCCAUAUUGCCCGUCGCUCUCUCCUCCUUUCCCCA